AUGACGAGUACACUUGAGCAAUGGAGGCUUGAAGCGAAAUCAGGUCCCAUUUCUAAUAAUAUUCCGUCGCAUAACAAUUUGAUUUGCAUUUUCAUUGCACCAAGCGGAUUGUUGAACGAGUGUGAGGAUGCUUACGUGCCUCGAAUCGUUUCCAUCGGUCCUUACCAUUUUGGAAAACUGGAGCUCGAGGAAUUGGAAAGAUUCAAAGGCGAGGCAGCACGUAGAGAGGUUGAAAGAAUUCGUAGCAAAACAGGAAAUGUUGACUUCAGCUUCGAGAAUUCGCUUUCUAAAAUAGAUACCAUGCUAGGUAAGAUCUGUAGCUGCUACGAUAAUUAUAUGCCAUACCAACUUAUGGAAAUCUUUGAUAAUCAUCUUGUCCUUUCUUGGCUGAUCGCUCGGGAUGCUUGUUUUAUCCUUGAGUUUUUCCAAUGUUUUCAGGAAACUUCGGAUCCCUUUUUGGGACUCCAGUCCGAGAUUCCAGUGGUAAUAUCUGAGAUCAUGAAGGAUUUGAUUAAAUUAGAGAAUCAGAUCCCACUCUUUGUCUUGGAAGAAGUUCUGGCCAUGGAACAAGUUGAUGCCCCUGAAGAAGUUGUUGCCAUGGAACAAGUUGAUGCACCUACAGAGGUUAUUGCUAUGGAAGAAUCAACCAGGCAUAAAAAGGCCAAAUCUGAACUUCAAGAAUUGCUCAAGAUUGGAAACGAAUAUGGACCUCUUGAUCGCAAAGAGUCCAAGGAAGUGGCAGAGUCGUUCAAGAAGUGCAAGUUUCCAUCUGCAGUUGAAUUAAUGAAUGGAGGAGUGAAGAUCAAGGCGAAAGGUGAAAAUGUCCAAGAUGUUGUAUUCCGCAGUAGAACGCUGUUUAUCCCGCCAAUAAAGUUUGAUGUGGAUUCAGAAAUACACAUCAGAAAUUUAAUUGAUUUGGAAGUUUGUUCAACGUACCUCGUUUCUAAGAGUUUAACUGCAUAUGUUCAUCUCAUGGACGAGCUUUUCCAAACAGAGAAAGGAGUAAGUCUGAUGAGAGAAAAGAGGAUUAUUAUUGGUGAUCUCAGGAAUCCCUCGCGAGUUAUCCAACAAUUGAACUUCACGAGCCUAGCACCUUUCCAACCAACGUGCUUCUCCUUUAUUUUAACAAGGGCAGAACUGACCAGUUCAGCAGCUGUUUGGAAUGAGUUCUGGGAUGCUUACGUUUCAAAACCAUGGCUGGUGAUUGGAGGAAUCGGAGCAACAAUCCUCCUCCUGCUUACAGGGGCCCAGGUCUUUUGUUUAUUUAAAAACUGUGGAGCACGAUGA
Cryptomeria japonica (Japanese cedar) is the source of this 1287-nucleotide messenger RNA. Its product is annotated as UPF0481 protein At3g47200-like. The record is from RefSeq and is a predicted model, not a curated record. The transcript has 2 exons. Bases 1 to 1287 code for a protein of 428 amino acids. Lineage: Eukaryota; Viridiplantae; Streptophyta; Pinopsida; Cupressales; Cupressaceae.